UGUUUACAUUCUCAAUAAUGUGUUAAACAGAGCAUAAGAUUAUGUUUUUAUUCUUUGCUUUUUAACGACGAGGCAUAAUCGGUACAACCGCCCAGUUUAAUUCAGCACAAAUCACAGAAAGAUCUCAAUUUUUUUCCAAACGAGUGGAAGAGGAGGAGAAAGGUUUUACAUUUUCCAGAUCCCAUCAUUUAUUUACAACAUGGAUAGACUGGCGUCAUUUGGAAAUGAUCCUUUCGAUAAGCCUCCCUGUCGUGGAUGUUCGUCAUAUCUGGUGGAGCCAUACAUCAAGUGUGCUGAAUGUGGACCGUCCCCAUUUCUCCUGUGUCUGCAGUGUUUCACUAGAGGAUAUGAGUAUAAAAAGCACCAGAGUGACCACAAAUAUGAAAUCAUGACCUCAGAUUUUCCGGUGUUAGAGAGUGGCUGGACUGCACAAGAGGAAAUGGCUCUUUUAGAGGCCGUCAUGGACUGUGGGUUUGGGAAUUGGCAGGACGUGGCUUACCAGAUGCGCUCUAAAACCAAAGAAGAAUGUGAAGGUCACUACAUGAAGAACUAUAUCAACAAUCCUCUGUUCUCCUCCACUCUGCUCAGUCUCAGACAUAUGGAUGAUCAUCUGUCCCGGACAGCAGACACAGCCAUUCCCUUCAAGCCCACUGACGAUCCUCCAAGGCCUUCCUUCGACUCGCAACUGUCCAGAGAUAUGGCCGGAUACAUGCCAGCUCGAGCAGACUUCAUGGAGGAGUUUGAUAAUUACGCUGAAUGGGAUUUAAAAGAUAUUGACUUUGUCGAUGAUGAUUCUGAUAUCCUUCAUGCACUGAAGGUUGCUGUAGUGGAUAUUUAUCACUCCAGACUAAAGGAAAGACAGAGGAGAAAAAAGAUCAUUCGGGAUCACGGCCUCAUCAACCUACGCAAGUUUCAGAUUCUGGAGAGGCGUUAUCCCAAGGAAGUGCAGGACCUUUAUGAUGUCAUGAGACGCUUUGCCCGUGUGGUGGGACCAAUAGAGCACGACAAGUUCAUCGAGAGUCACACCUGUGCUAAAGUCUAUGAGCGAGUGAAACGCACACGAGAGGAUGAGCGCAGGAAGAGGAACAUGCUUUGUGACGUCCUGCAGUACAUUCAUGACACCCGCGCCUGCCAGCAGUGGCUGCACAAACAAGCUGCCAUUGACGCUGGAAUCGCGCCUGUGGUCAGCACUAUCAGCACCUCAGGCAGAAGAAGUGCCCCUCCACUAAACCUCACAGGCCUGCCGGGCACAGAGAAGCUCAACGAGAGAGAGAAAGAGCUGUGUCAGGUGGUGCGGCUGGUGCCCGGGGCGUAUCUGGAGUACAAACAAGCCCUGCUGAAUGAGUGCCGGCGGCAGGGGGGACUGAGACUUGCACAGGCCCGAUCGCUCAUCAAGAUCGACGUCAAUAAGACACGCAAGAUCUAUGAUUUCCUUAUCAAAGAGGGCUACAUCAAUAAGGCUUAGCGCUGAUUGAAGAGCUGAUGAGAGGUGGAGGACUGUAAGUGGACUCGUUCUGUGUUGGUUAUUAAUUCCUGACAGGUUUGAUGCUGAAAAGACUGAUUUGGUUGCGCAUGAAAGACGUGUGGUGUGGAGAAUCUGAUUGUUACGCAGCUCUAAUAUUAAGAGUUGUUUUUUUAUUUGUCUACAUGCCUUUGAUGUUGUUGAUUUAUUUUGUCUGUUCAAUUGCGUGAUGAAUAUUAUAAAGUGUUUUAAAAACA
Molecule: messenger RNA, 1719 nt
Organism: Danio rerio (zebrafish)
Lineage: Eukaryota; Metazoa; Chordata; Actinopteri; Cypriniformes; Danionidae
Gene: tada2a
Product: transcriptional adaptor 2A
Biological process (GO): positive regulation of DNA-templated transcription; animal gross anatomical part developmental process; regulation of cell cycle
Cellular component (GO): chromosome; SAGA-type complex; ATAC complex
Molecular function (GO): zinc ion binding; transcription coactivator activity
Source: RefSeq, marked provisional